Molecule: messenger RNA, 1716 nt
Organism: Bathycoccus prasinos
Lineage: Eukaryota; Viridiplantae; Chlorophyta; Mamiellophyceae; Mamiellales; Bathycoccaceae
Exons: 1
Coding region: 1-1716 (571 amino acids)
Molecular function (GO): sialyltransferase activity
Source: RefSeq, a predicted model, not a curated record
AUGAUGAUGUUCAGGUCGUUCCUUCUUCAAGCGCUCUUCGGUGGUGAUGGUGGGAGAAGCACUAAAGACAGCGGUGGUGGUGGUGGUGGUGGUGGUGGCAUCAACACCACGGGGAAUACUUCGACGGCUUUUCCCAAAGGUGUCGGUGCGGAUGAGAUGAAUUCUUCUUUUCCAUCGUUUUCAUCACCUUCAACGCCGUCGUCGUAUUCAAAGAGGAAGAAAGUUGUCCUGUUGGUCUUCUUUUGUAUCCUAUUCGGUGGAAUUUUCUUUCUGUUUGGCGCGUUCGAGAUUGUUCGCGGGAUGACGACGAUGUCUUCUUCUGCGAGUUUGGGUGAAUCGAGCGCACAACAACAGAUGGUGUACAAAAGGAGUGAUGAGAAAAAUAGGGGUUGGAAAGGAGAAGACGAAGAAGGAGAGGACGACGAAGACGACGACGCCAUCGAGACGAACGCGCGAGAUAGAAGAAGAGAAUACGAUGCAGAAAGUAGAACGACGACGACGAGAAUGAGCGAAAGCGAAGAGAUGAUGUUCCAAACGCGACUGGCCUCAGCCUCGGAAAAAUGUCUCCGAGCGCCGUAUCCGCAAGUUUUAGGCGACAACGGCGAGACUUUGAAACGCGCGCAAACGAACAUGAAAGAGUUCGAGAUGAGACACGGGAACGUGAAAGAUAUGGUUUCGGAGAAUAAGAAGCGAUGGAGAGCGGAAGGGUCGCCCGGGAAAGAGAUUGCGAAGACUGGGAGGAGGAGAAGCCGAAAUUUGUUGGCGUACGCGAAGUCGCAUCCGUUGGAGCAAAAAUGUCGAGGAGAGCGCCGGUAUCGGGCGUCGAAAUACGGUCGAUCGACGGCGCAUAAACAUUUGAAGGAUUGCAUGAACCGAUUAGAAGAUUGUGCGAACGCGGAGGAUGCGAGAAAAACGGCGAAAUUAAUGCCAGGGGUGAAACUGUUGACGCAAAACGUAAAGAACAAAAUCGCGUGUUUAACCGUCUCGAAAAAGUGCAACCCGAGAGCGAUGAAGCUGGGAGAUAACAAAGAGACCGGGAUGCACAUAACCGGGAAAAUUGAAACCAUGAACGAAGACGUGAGAAGAGAUUACAAAACGUGCGCUUUGGUCGGGAAUGGACCGGGUUUACGUGCGGACGGCGUCGCUGACGCCAUCGAUCGACACGAAGCCGUCUUUCGUUUCAACGCGUACAACUUAGGACAGAGGGAAGGUAAAAUGCAAGACAAUAACACGCAUUUCGCCGGGACAAAACAAACGUUUCGCAUGUUUAACAAAAAACGAUCGAUAAUCCCGGAAAUUUGGGGGUUAAAACCAGCGCCAGAGGGUGAAACGUGGUUAUUUUGGCACUACGGUAGCGCCAUGUAUUACAAAGCCGCCAACGCCGCCAAUCCGCAAAACGUCUAUUUUUUAUCCGUCCCGGCGAUCAAUCACGAGAUUGAUUCGUACUUUGCCAUACGUAAAGACGUCGUCGAAUUAGGUUUAGGGAAGAAUUACGCGUGUCCGACGAACUUACCGACUGGAUUACACGCAAUUAUGUUAGCGACGAUGAUGUGCGACGUCGUCAACUUGUUUGGGUUUUCCUACGACAUGAAAAUGUUAGAGUCGAGGAAAGACACGACGUCCCCGAGGGUGAGCGCAUCGCACGCCUGGGGAGUAGACACGGCCAUGCUGCGUUUGUUGCACUUGUCCGAUACCAUUAAUCUGUGCACCGUGUGA